AUGAGAAAUGUUGUUAAAGUAGUGGGCCCGGAAACACAAUUGGCAAACUAUAAACUCACUAAAUAUUCUGCACCCAAAGAAGAACAAGCAAACACCCGGUUAUUACCAAAUUGUGGAAAUCGAACAAUACCUAACGGAAAGUUCAAUGCUGCAAAGGGAACAACAUUUGGACAAACCGCCACCUAUGUGUGCAAUAUCGGUUACACUUUGUUUGGAGACAUAACUGUAAUUUGCACAGCCAUCGGAUGGAACAGCACAAAUGCUACAUGCGAAACUACUGACUGUGGUGAUCCGACACCAAAGAAUGCCGUCGCAAACUCAACAAACUACGAAUACGGUUCAGUGAUAGAGAUAACAUGUAAUACAGGCUACAGUCUUACAGGAGAGUCACAGAUGGUUUGCCAGGAUGGCGGCUUUUGGAGUGCAAGUCGACCAUCAUGUAAACCAUAUG
Molecule: messenger RNA, 451 nt
Organism: Mercenaria mercenaria
Lineage: Eukaryota; Metazoa; Mollusca; Bivalvia; Venerida; Veneridae
Product: membrane cofactor protein-like
Exons: 3
Source: RefSeq, a predicted model, not a curated record